Messenger RNA from Lolium perenne, 893 nucleotides. Lineage: Eukaryota; Viridiplantae; Streptophyta; Magnoliopsida; Poales; Poaceae. The record is from RefSeq and is a predicted model, not a curated record.
CCAUUUGCGCUGACAACCAGAACGAAUCUUCCAGGGUAAUGGGCACACAGCCGUUAGGCUCAACCGUGUAUUGUGUAUUGACCUAGUGCCGGUUUGACUUGGAAUCAUCUUCUUCUAUUCCCCAGCUCUCUCGUGUUUUCGUUUACUUUUCGCGUCUUCCUACCCAUUUCCAUCCACCUAGUACUCGCUUUACUUUACAAAUUCUACUUGUGGAGGCAUCAUCAGCCCAACAUAUAAAGCUCGGUCGAGAGGCGGAGAAGUUCAGAAGUGCAGAUCUGUACACCAAAGAAGCAACAAGAAGCAAGUAAGCAGCAGACUAGCUCGAUCGUUGGGCUUGGAUUGAUUUGAUGGCGCGCGGGAAGGUAGCGGAGUGGAUACGGGAGAGGACGAUGCCGAGGAAGUCGUCGUCGUCCCGGCGCCGGAGCAGCACUCCCCGCGGGGCGGCCGAGGAGCCGAUACUACGAGAGGAAGCGCCGGAGAGCUGGAGCGGGGCGCCGUCGCCGGCUCCGAGAAAGUCGGACUCGAAGCUCCGAUCGAGCGGCUUAGGGGCGAUGCUCCGGUGGCGGCCGCGCGUGAACGUGGUGGCCGUGCUCUACGGGAAGGUGGUGUACCACCUGAUGUGGCUGGUCGAGUCUAUCGUGGUGGUGGGAAGACUGGUCUUCUUCCUCAUGCGCUUCGGCUUCAAGCAGCUCUGAAUCCUCCUGCGACUAUGCAUGGCGCUGAGGGGCGAGUGCAAGAAACGUGCGUGAUUCUUUGCUUGACUUUUAUUUUGACUUUUUUAUUCUCUUGCGCGAAUUCGUUUUGCCGUUUUUCAGUGGCAUUCGAUCGGUGAGAAGUUGUAAAUGCCCUCGGCCCUCUUGUCUUGUGUAUAAAGAAAUCGUUCUUGGUUCCAA